AUGUCUACCCAUACUUCGAGAGCCAAAGCUUUGUUUGCCAUGCAGGACUCAGGUUCAACUUCCGAUCAUCCCCAGUAUCACCAAACCCCAGUUUGGCGCAGCGUUGCCUCAAGCAUCCUCGCAAAGUUCUCGCCAGGCUCCUCUAUCCAACAUAAAAUGGAUGUCCAAAACCAGCUGAUCCCAGGCGAUCUGCCGCGCCGACCGAAGCCAACUGUAUCUUACGCCGAGUCGGAGCCGUCUUCACGUUCCUCGUCCCAAAGUGAAGGCUUCUCGAACCCAGAUAACGACGAAGAUGAGGAGGACGAUGAAAUCAUCGAAUACGCCGCUGCCCCCCGCCGCCGUGCCCUGCGAGAGCGCAGACCCAACAUGUCACUUAAGGCUCAGGAGAACUCCGAAGCUCCAAAGCGGUCGAGGGGAAGGAAACAUAAUGCGGCAGAUAGUGUUGGAAGGGGUAGAUCGAGCACUGCACCUACCUUUAGCGAAAGAACUGCUAUCCGCCAUGAAAUUACGAAUAAAACGGCGGCUCUGAGAAGCAGGUUCUUCGUGGAGAAGAAGGAUUUCCUGCUUCCUCUUUUACCACCAAAUAACCAUGUUCGGAAGAUGGUUGAAAAGCAUGAACAGCUUUCCCCUGAAGAGUUGGCAGAACUUCCGGCUGUCACGCCAUAUGAAGAGAUCGGAACCCAGCCACGGGGGGUUACAGCUACUAUGAAGCCCUACCAGUUAUCAGGUCUUAGCUUCAUGGUCUAUCUACAUCGGAAUGGCCUGUCGGGGAUCUUGGGCGAUGAAAUGGGUCUUGGGAAGACUCUACAGACACUUUCGCUAAUACAAUAUCUGAAGGAGAAUGACCCAAAGACCGGAAGUGGCAAGCUACAGAGGCCCUUCCUCGUUGUCUGCCCUCUCUCUGUGCUGAGCAGCUGGAUGGCCGAGGCAAAGAAAUGGACCCCUAGUUUGAGAGUGGUUAGGUUUCAUGGUCCGAUAAAGGAGCGGGAUAAGUUGAAGAAGAUUGUCAUGGGGGAGAUUGAUAUGUAUGGCAACAUGACCCGCCAGGCCAGAUCUAAGUUCAAGUCCCGACGAAAUGCUGCCGGAAAAACCGUUGUUUCGCUGGAUACUGACUCGGAAGAUGAGAAAGACGUCGGCGUUGAUUUGGUGGUGACGACAUACGAUUCUUUCAAAGCCGAGCAGUCGUGGUUUAAAAAGGCGCUUAUCUGGCGAUAUGUAGUAUUGGAUGAAGGGCAUACGGUCAAAAACCACGAAAGUCUUGUUUCCAAAGCUUUGCAAGGCAUGAACGCAGAAUAUCGGCUCAUUCUUACCGGAACACCGUUGCAGAACAACUUGUCUGAAUUGUGGAGUCUCCUCCAUUGGCUCUAUCCUGAGGUAUUCGUUGGCAAUACCAACGAGCUUUUUGACAGUUCCUUUAACUUGUCGAAGGGGCAAUACUCCAAGGACGUACUGGAUAACUCUCGACAUCUUCUGGAGCUGAUUAUGCUGAGACGAAUGAAGGGCUCUCCAGGCGUUGAUCUUAAUCUUCCACCGAAGUCCGAGGUGCUCUUGUUUGUCCCCCUCAGUCCAAUGCAGAGGUUUUGGUACGAGCGAAUGAUAACCAAGGCCGAUCGAGGGCUCUUGGAUGAGCUUUUCAAGGGGUUGAAAGACAAAGAAGUUGAUGCUCUCAAAUCCAUGAAGGAAGGCGAGGAAAGGGAAGCUGGAAUUAUGGCAAAGAAACAAAAAGCACUUGAGAUGUUAAACGACUCCGUCGGCACAGAGGACGCAUGGAAGGAAACCAAAGCCAUCUUAGAAGAAACAGUCCAGCGCGAGCAGGCGAUGGAGGAAGAUGGUAGCAGGAAGUCCGCCUGGCAGAAGUUGAUGAAUCUCUUGAUGCAAUUACGCAAGGUUUGCAAUCAUCCCUACCAGAUCAGCCAUGCUGAGCCGGAUCCUUAUAAUGCAGGUGACCAUGUCAUCCACGCAUCGGGCAAGUUCAUUGUAUUGGAGAAGCUGCUCAACGAACUGGUUAUCAAGCAGAAGAAGAAGAUCCUGAUAUUCUCCGGCUUCACGAAGAUGCUGGAUUUGGUGGAAGAGUUGCUGUUGCUUCGAGGUGGCGAUGGAUCUUGCUACAGGGCAGUCCGUAUUGAUGGGUCCACGGCUAGAGCCAGACGAAACCUCUCUAUUCGCAUGUUCAACGACCUGAGCAGCGAUUAUCGAGUGAUGCUGAUCUCGACCCGUGCCGGUGGUCUGGGCAUCAAUCUAGCUUCAGCGUCUGAUGUGGUCCUUUUAGACCAAGAUUGGAACCCUCAAAUUACCCUUCAAGCUGAGGCUCGAGCCCACCGGAUCGGGCAAAAGAACCCAGUCACCAUUUACAAACUGGUUUCGCAAGGCACUGUGGAGGAACAAAUGAUGGGACGCAUCCAGAAGAAACUCUACCUGUCCGCGAAAGUGACUGAAGCAAUGGAGGAUAUACACACCAAAUUUGGCAACAACAAAAAGGCUAAAAAGGGUAGAUCAUCCGAGGCUGAUGACAAUAUGCCACAACUCAACACUAGCCAGCUCAUGACCUUAGUCCGACGAGGUGCUUCAGCGAUUUCUCGGCCCGAAAUUGAUGUCAAUGAGAUGCUCGCAUGGGACUGGGAAACCACUGUUAUGAAGUGCAAGGAUCAACCGACAGAUAUCAACGUCAAGAAAGAUGCGAUCCCAGAUGCAAAAGUUGAUCAGGAAGCUGAACAGAAGUGGUUGAGUGAACUAGAGCGUGUCGAAUCCUCCGUUUACGCUGGCAAAAAGCUUGCUCGAACAAAAAACAUCUCCAACAAGGAACUUGCCGAGGAGUUCGAUAGGGCCGAGCGACGGAAGGGCAAGAAUACCACGGUCAUGGUAGACGGGUUUGCUAUUUCGAAAGAAUCUAUGAACUGCAAGCAAUGGGAGGCCGUCCCCACAAUGGGGAAUAAAAAUGCAGCUUUUGCCGAGCCAAAGCGCGCCAAGAGAGCCCCUGUUGAAGCACAAUCACACUGCCAGGUCUGUCUUGAUGGCGGAGAAUUGGUCCUCUGCCAGCGCUGCCCUCGUUCUUAUCAUAUGAAGUGCUUGGACAAGGGGUUUCAAGCCACCGCGAAGGGCUGGCAGUUUAAUUGCCCGCAACAUGAAUGUUAUGAUUGCCUGCAGAAGACAACCGACGCCGGAGGAAUGUUGUAUCGCUGCAGGUUCUGCGAGAAGGCAUAUUGCGAAGAUUGCUUGGACUUCGAGAAGUCCACACUCAUCGGUGAUACUCUUCCAGAGUUUGACCUCCUCAACUACCCUGAAGCCACCCAGGCGUUCUAUAUCCAGUGUCAUAUAUGCGCCGAUCAUUUCGAACAAGUUCCAAAUGACAAAAAGAUGUGCGAAGAUGUGGCUGAGAGUGCCAGGAUUAGACAUGAAGAGGUAUUCGGUGAGCAGAGGGAGUCGAGCACUGGACCAGCAAGUUUGACCGAUGCCACAACCGCCGAGACGACUAGUGUGAAUACGCCGAUGGAAAUCGAGGACGACGAGGUUAUGUUCGUCCCGAAUAAAAACAAGCGAAAACUGGACACCCUGCACUUUGAGGUUCCCUUGAAGCGAGGGCGUUUGGGAGUUUGA
This is a messenger RNA of Venustampulla echinocandica, 3594 nucleotides long. Its product is annotated as p-loop containing nucleoside triphosphate hydrolase. NCBI's taxonomy places the organism in Eukaryota, Fungi, Ascomycota, Leotiomycetes, Helotiales, Pleuroascaceae. Gene Ontology annotation, biological process: positive regulation of transcription by RNA polymerase II. The coding region runs from base 1 to 3594 and encodes 1197 amino acids. Gene Ontology annotation, molecular function: ATP binding; DNA binding; ATP-dependent chromatin remodeler activity. The record is from RefSeq and is a predicted model, not a curated record. The transcript is spliced from 2 exons. Gene Ontology annotation, cellular component: nucleus.